Miniopterus natalensis is the source of this 1333-nucleotide messenger RNA. RefSeq names its product guided entry of tail-anchored proteins factor 1 (gene GET1). The record is from RefSeq and is a predicted model, not a curated record. Gene Ontology annotation, cellular component: GET complex. NCBI's taxonomy places the organism in Eukaryota, Metazoa, Chordata, Mammalia, Chiroptera, Miniopteridae. Gene Ontology annotation, biological process: tail-anchored membrane protein insertion into ER membrane. Gene Ontology annotation, molecular function: protein-membrane adaptor activity.
CCUCGGCUUUAGCAGCGCGCAAGCUGCUGGGAGCGUCCGGGAUGAGCGCGCUGGAGGCCGACCACUGGGCGUGGCUGCUGGUGCUCUGCUUCGUGUUUGGGUGCAAUGUCCUCAGGAUCCUCCUCCCGUCCUUCUCCUCCUUCAUGUCCAGGGUGCUGCAGAAGGAUGCAGAGCAGGAGUCUCAGAUGAGAGCAGAGAUCCAGGACAUGAAGCAAGAGCUCUCCACUGUCAACAUGAUGGACGAGUUCGCCAGAUACGCCAGGCUGGAAAGAAAGAUCAACAAGAUGACAGAUAAGCUCAAAACUCAUGUGAAAGCACGGACGGCUCAGUUGGCCAAGAUAAAAUGGGUUAUAAGUGUUGCUUUCUACAUAUUGCAAGCUGCCCUGAUGGUCUCCCUCAUUUGGAAGUACUAUUCUGUUCCUGUGGCUGUGGUGCCGAGUAAAUGGAUAACCCCGCUAGACCGCCUGGUAGCAUUUCCCACUAGAGUGGCAGGUGGCGUUGGAAUCACCUGUUGGAUUUUAGUCUGUAACAAAGUUGUGGCCAUUGUGCUUCACCCUUUCAGCUGAAGAAAAUGAACACAUCGCUGAUAUUUUUCAAGAUGAAUUUUCACUCAGGUUCACAGCCUGACUUACACUGUUUUAUUGUUUUUUGUUUGUUUGUUUGUUUGUUUGUUUGAAGAAACAAAAGAGCACAGGUUAGUUCUUUUGUUGAACCUGCUUGUUCUUGGACUUUACGUGAGAUUCUUAUAAGAAUUACGAUUUGUAUACUUGUCAUUGAGCCAGAGAGGCCUGUGCCUGUGUACUGGGCAGCAUAGUAGCAGGUUUGUGGUGAUAAAUAUGUGACAUUAUGGCAUCUUCAUGUUGUUACUCAUGAUUUGCACUCGGCAUAUUUUAAAGGUCAUGUUGCCAAUUGGAAAGUGAAAAUUUUUUCAAAUAACUUAAGUACUUAAAGACUUCAUACUAUUUUUAACCCAGAUUAGAAAGCAGUUUAAUAUCACUACUAGAAUUUGAACACUUGUUUUUAAUCUCAUGCAGUACUACUGAAAGAACAACACUAACUGACAUUGCCUGUAUUUUCUUCUGUUUAAAGUGUCACUUGUUGAGCAGGUCUUUGUGGAGUAUUAUCUACUUAUUUGAAGCUGUUAAUUUUUAAUUUCCAGGUUUUGUAAAUGUAUUCAUGAUACCAUAAUGCAUUGUUUUGUGCUUGAAUUGUGUUUUGUACUUUAAGCAUUUAAAAUGAUGUGUAUUUUAUAAGGAUUUAAUAUUUAUGCUCCAUAGAAUGGAACACAGUUAAAAAACAAAGUAGGAAGCCUGAUUAAAUUAAUUUAAAUGGA